UUUUUUUCUUCUUUCUCUAUCUCUCUCAUUUUUUUUUAUUUUUUAUUUUAUUUCUUUUAUUUGAAUACAUGUGAAUGAACCAGGAUUACAAAGAAACCGCAAAGAACAUAUAUAAAGAAUACCGACAGGUCUUAUCGAAAGUUGGUGAAGCUUCAGCUAAUGCGCAGUAUAUUCACGCUCAAUCGAACUGGGUCUUUCUAUUACUGGUCGACUAUUUCCAACUUCACUCAUUAGUAGUUUCUAGUACCACGGAUACGGACCGAAUUCCAGUAACUCUUCGAUCUUCCAUACAACUUUUAUCCAAUGAAUCGUUUUUACAUGAUCAAGGUGAAAUGAUAGCAGAUACUUUGGACCUCUUUGACUUGUUGGAAAGCGAAAUAUCUCCUUUGCCUAGACAAUCAAUUGAUUUGCGAAAUAUCUUUCAAGGAUUUAUCUAUCUUCCUACACGUUGUCAAGUGAUUAAAUGUAUGAUACGAUAUAGGCCACUUGAUUUCGAUAUGAUUAUGGAUUACCUUUUGAAAAGUAUUCACUACCUAUCGACAAAGCACAUUCUAUAUCUCAGUGAUACUGUUUAUGCAAUGAUAGAGGAACAACCUGAUCAAGCACAUCGUAUUCGAUAUCAAUUGACAGAAUUACGGAUUUUACCCAGCCUUACUAUACGAUUAACAGUGACAUUCUGUAACGAUGACUACGCGGACUUCCUGAAUGGUGUCUUUAAUUCUCAGCCUUCUUGGUUUUUACAACAAUCUUCUACCAACGCAGCUUCGUUUACGAAAAUCAAGUCGAAUAUACUGAAGGAAUUAUCCAAUUAUACCGUGAUUAUAUCAUCUGAAAACAAGGAACAGCAAACUGUCUCAAUGACUCAUUUGGCGAACAUCACUGCUAUUAUUAGGGCACUUAGUGGGUUAGUGGCAUUUUUUGGUGUAAAACUAACUGAUCAAGAAAUUCAGCAAUGUCUGACAUUAUUAGGUCAAGCGUCAUCUGAAAAAUUGGUCAAGUUACUCCUCUGUUUAGUAUUGAUUUCAGCAGAUCAAAUGAUGAGACACCAGAAACAAUUGACUUCAACGAUGAUUCAACUGAUACAAAAUGGUAAUUCUGAAAUGCCUCUCUUGCUAAUGGCAUACUUCCAAACUGAUGAAAUUGGCCAAAUUGAAGAGAUGAUGAGAACUAUCUUGCAAAUGCAAGUUCCUAUACCGAAAAUUGGAUUAUUCGAAAUGCAAAAGUUAUUCAAGACAAUCGACUCUUAUAUAGUAUAGUAGAACAAAAGGUUUAGAAUUUGAAUAAAAACUUUCCAAAACUGGAUUUUUGAAAUACUCAACGAUGAUCUCUUUUGAUUGGUUUGAAAUGUGAACCGAACGCAGUUUAAAAAAAA
Messenger RNA from Halteromyces radiatus, 1372 nucleotides. RefSeq lists its product as uncharacterized. The transcript has 8 exons. The record is from RefSeq and is a predicted model, not a curated record. Bases 75 to 1256 code for a protein of 393 amino acids. Gene Ontology annotation, biological process: snRNA 3'-end processing. Lineage: Eukaryota; Fungi; Mucoromycota; Mucoromycetes; Mucorales; Cunninghamellaceae. Gene Ontology annotation, cellular component: integrator complex.